Molecule: messenger RNA, 960 nt
Organism: Serpula lacrymans var. lacrymans S7.9
Lineage: Eukaryota; Fungi; Basidiomycota; Agaricomycetes; Boletales; Serpulaceae
Exons: 6
Coding region: 132-851 (239 amino acids)
Cellular component (GO): proteasome core complex
Molecular function (GO): threonine-type endopeptidase activity
Source: RefSeq, a predicted model, not a curated record
GUCCAAGAAUCGAGGUCACGCAAAGACGCGUCAGCCCGCCACAGCCCAAACUCGAAGUAACCGCGGCCACUUAUCGACACCAGCUCAAGCCCCUCCCACCACAUAAGCUUUUCUUACUCCUUCAGUCAACCAUGGAAAGCGUAGGCGUAGACAUGAACCGUCUCAAGAGUGGGGAAGUAAACCUCGGUACAUCUAUCAUGGCCGUUCAGUUCGAUCGCGGGGUCGUCAUCGGAGCAGACAGUCGUACCACGACUGGAAGUUAUAUCGCUAAUCGUGUAACAGACAAAUUAACCCAUGUCCACGAUCGUGUAUAUUGCUGUCGCUCAGGAUCUGCUGCUGAUACUCAGGCCGUAGCAGAUAUCGUACAUUUCUAUCUGCAGCAGUACUCCCAACAAAGCGGUACUCCUCCACCCGUACACAUAGCAGCAGCAGUCUUCCAGAAACUCUGUUACGAAAACAAGGAUGCACUGAGUGCAGGAAUUAUUGUGGCCGGCUGGGAUAAGGACGUAGGCCCAAGCGUGUAUAAUAUCCCUCUUGGUGGUGGUCUCUUCCGACAGCCAUGGGCUAUUGGCGGAUCCGGGUCCACAUACGUGUAUGGAUACUGCGAUGCUACUUACCAAGAAGGUUGGGGUAGGGACGAAACUGUCAACUUUGUCAAAAACACCCUUUCGCUUGCCAUGUCGAGAGAUGGCUCCUCAGGUGGUGUAAUCCGUAUGUGUGUCAUAACAGAAGAGGGCGUUGAGAGAUUAUUUGUCCCCGGUGACCAACUACCGAAGUUUUGGGAAGGACGUGAAGUACUUGGAGCUGCGGCUAAGAAGGUCCUGGAACCAGUCCCCAUGGCUGUCGAAUAGAAUCAUAACCUGUAAUUUAAAAAAUGCGUGUUUGUCAUUUUCUCAGAUUGGCCAGCAUGUUAGACCGGCCCUUUCGAUUAGCCCCAAUUGAAGGAACAUAGUCUGUAUU